Tetrahymena thermophila SB210 is the source of this 552-nucleotide messenger RNA. RefSeq lists its product as hypothetical. The record is from RefSeq and is a predicted model, not a curated record. Lineage: Eukaryota; Ciliophora; Oligohymenophorea; Hymenostomatida; Tetrahymenidae. The transcript has a single exon.
AUGAUGAGAAAAGGAAUAAUUUUUUUUGCUUUAAUAGCUGUAUUAGCUUAAUGCCAUGUUAAGGAAUUGAAUGAAUCAAACUUUUUGGAGGCAAAUAUAGUAUUAAAUACUAUUCAUGAUGGAUAUUUUUCCACUUUCAAAGGACCAAUUUGGAAUUAUCAGAAUAGAUAUUUAAUAUUUUAAUCUUGCCAAUAGGAAACAACUGCCAGUGUUUAACAAUAGUUUAUUGAUAAAGUAGUUGCAAAGUUACCUGAUAAUUUAUAUGUUAUACCAUUUUUUGUUUUUGAAUCAGAAGCAAACAUUAAUGAAAACAUAUAAACAAGAGAUGUUAUUUUAACAGUUAAGAGAAAAUAUGGUAAUGGUCUAGCAGUUAGUAUAUCUUUGAAAACUGAUGAAUCUGAUGAAUAAAAGAAUUGGAUUGAAAGCUUUGAAUAGCUAGAAAGCAUCAUUGAUAGUACUACCCACUACUUUGGAGAUUAGGCUAUAAAAGAAGUACAAUAAAUUACUUCUUUUUUAAAAAACAUAAAUAUUUGCUCAUAAUUAAAAGUAUGA